This is a messenger RNA of Fonsecaea nubica, 873 nucleotides long. RefSeq lists its product as hypothetical. Lineage: Eukaryota; Fungi; Ascomycota; Eurotiomycetes; Chaetothyriales; Herpotrichiellaceae. The transcript has 5 exons. Gene Ontology annotation, molecular function: oxidoreductase activity, acting on the CH-OH group of donors, NAD or NADP as acceptor. Bases 1 to 873 code for a protein of 290 amino acids. Gene Ontology annotation, cellular component: cytoplasm. The record is from RefSeq and is a predicted model, not a curated record.
AUGGUCUUGGGGGAUUUCAGUCUCGAUGGGAAACUUGCCGUGAUAACGGGCGCGGGCUCAGGGAUCAACCUCGAGUUUGCGAAACUCUGCCAGAAAAGCGGCUGUCGAGUGUUGGCAGCAGAUAUUCGAUCUACACCGGAACUGGAGGAAUGGUUACAAGAGGUGAAAGGAGCAGAAUGCAAAGUCGUCUAUCAGGAGACAGAUGUAGCACAAUGGGAUCAGCUGAAAGCCUUGGCCAGAGUGUCAGAACAGGCAUUUGGCGAGAUUCCUGACGUAUUCGUUGCUGGUGCUGGAAUAUUCGAAGCAAGAGGGCCGUCUAAUUUCUGGGAGGACCUCGAAGACGACAGAUACCGCUUGCUCGACAUCAACGUCGGGCACGCCAUCCAAUUCACCCGCAUCGGGAUCCGCGAGCUUCUUCGGCACAAGAAGAAGGGCGUCAUCAUGAUCGUGGGCUCGCUAGCGGGAUAUACGCCCAACUUCACCGCUCCGCUAUAUGUGGCUUCAAAGCACGCCGUCACCGGCUUCACGCGGUCAAUGGCAGACUUGGACGAGAUUGCCGAUAUCAAAGUGGUCGCGUGUGCUCCAGGUAUGGUAUAUACGAGGAUAUGGACCGACGCGCCCCGAGCCAUGCAGGAAUAUGGCAUCACAAAAGACGUCUGCGCUCUGCCGGACGAGAUUGCCCUCGGAAUGAAAUCCUUGGUGGAAUCAAGCCAGUGGCCAGCGGGGACUGUCUUGGAGGUUGUCAAGGGACAGCAAUGGAGGAAUGUUCCUGCUUUUAACGCUGAGCCGCCUGCCGGAGCUGGUACUAAGCCAGAGCAGAACGACGUAGAGAGACGCAUCCUGGCUCUGUUGGAGAAAGAAAAGGUCGAAUGA